Messenger RNA from Monosiga brevicollis MX1, 462 nucleotides. RefSeq lists its product as uncharacterized. Bases 1 to 462 code for a protein of 153 amino acids. NCBI's taxonomy places the organism in Eukaryota, Choanoflagellata, Craspedida, Salpingoecidae. The record is from RefSeq and is a predicted model, not a curated record. The transcript has a single exon. Gene Ontology annotation, molecular function: protein tag activity. Gene Ontology annotation, cellular component: cytoplasm; nucleus. Gene Ontology annotation, biological process: protein urmylation; tRNA thio-modification.
AUGUACGCCAACGGCGACGCAGCUCGUCGCGGCAGCUGCAUGGACUGCUUUUCGAGUGCAUGGACCUGUUCACGCCUCACGCUUUUGAUCCGCCCACUAGGGACCAUCAAAACCCUGCUUGCAUACAUCCGCGACCACCUGCUCAAGGAGCGACCGGAGUUGUUCAUGGACGGCGAGACCAUGUGCGUAAACACUUUUCUCACCAAUGACGUCGGGCACCCCCACACCCGUUUGACAGCUUUUGCGUUUACUGACCUCCACCCCGCUCGCCCUUACCUGGUUUUCCGGCUCUUGGUUAUGCUCGUUGGCAUCACUAACUCAAUGGCUGAUGUCAACGCUUGCAGUCGACCAGGCAUUCUGAUUCUGGUCAACGACACGGAUUGGGAGCUCCUGGACGGUCUUGAUUACCAGCUUCAAGACAAAGACAACGUUGUCUUCAUUUCCACCCUGCACGGUGGUUGA